AAGUUGGAAAUUGAGCGGAGAAUUGAGUUGCCCGGGAACAGAGCCGCGGCCGCCGCCAGAGCGAUGUUCCCGCAGAGCCGGCACCCGACGCCGCACCAGGCUGCAGGCCAGCCCUUCAAGUUCACUAUCCCGGAGUCCCUGGACCGGAUUAAAGAGGAAUUUCAGUUCCUGCAGGCGCAGUAUCACAGCCUUAAAUUGGAAUGUGAGAAACUGGCAAGUGAAAAGACAGAAAUGCAGAGGCACUAUGUGAUGUAUUAUGAAAUGUCAUAUGGAUUAAACAUAGAAAUGCAUAAACAGACUGAAAUCGCCAAGAGAUUGAAUACGAUUUGUGCACAAGUCAUCCCAUUUCUGUCUCAGGAACAUCAACAGCAGGUGGCCCAGGCUGUCGAACGUGCCAAACAGGUGACCAUGGCAGAGCUGAAUGCCAUCAUCGGGGUACGUGGCCUACCAGGUCUACCUCCUACACAGCAGCAGUUGCAAGCUCAGCAUCUUUCUCACGGCCAUGGACCUCCAGUGCCCCUCACCCCUCACCCUUCGGGACUUCAGCCUCCUGGAAUCCCGCCCCUCGGCGGCAGUGCCGGCCUCCUGGCGCUGUCUAGUGCUCUGAGUGGCCAGUCUCACUUGGCAAUUAAAGAUGACAAGAAGCACCACGAUGCAGAGCACCACAGAGACAGAGAACCGGGCACAAGUAACUCCCUCUUGGUCCCAGACAGUCUAAGAGGCACAGAUAAACGCAGAAAUGGACCCGAGUUUUCCAAUGACAUCAAAAAAAGAAAGGUGGACGAUAAGGACUCCAGCCACUAUGACAGCGAUGGUGACAAAAGUGAUGACAACUUAGUUGUGGAUGUGUCUAAUGAGGACCCCUCGUCUCCACGAGCAAGCCCCGCCCACUCACCCAGGGAAAAUGGGAUCGACAAAAACCGUCUGCUAAAGAAAGACGCCUCCAGCAGCCCGGCAUCCACCGCCUCCUCGGGAAGUUCCACUUCUUUGAAAUCCAAAGAAAUGAGCUUGCAUGAAAAAGCCAGCACGCCUGUUCUGAAAUCCAGCACACCGACACCUCGGAGUGACAUGCCAACGCCGGGCACCAGCGCCACUCCAGGACUACGUCCAGGCCUCGGCAAGCCUCCAGCCAUGGACCCCCUCGUUAACCAAGCGGCGGCCGGCCUGAGGACGCCCCUGGCGGUGCCGGGUCCGUACCCUGCGCCUUUCGGGAUGGUGCCCCACGCGGGCAUGAACGGCGAGCUGACCAGUCCCAGUGCCGCCUACGCCAGCCUCCACAACAUGUCGCCGCAGAUGAGCGCGGCCGCGGCGGCUGCCGCCGUGGUGGCCUACGGGCGCUCCCCGAUGGUUGGGUUUGAUCCUCCCCCUCACAUGCGUGUACCUGCGAUCCCUCCAAACCUGGCAGGAAUCCCCGGGGGGAAGCCCGCAUACUCCUUCCACGUUACUGCAGACGGUCAGAUGCAGCCUGUCCCCUUCCCCCCGGACGCCCUCAUUGGCCCCGGCAUCCCCCGACACGCUCGCCAGAUCAACACCCUGAACCACGGGGAGGUGGUGUGCGCGGUGACCAUCAGCAACCCCACGCGACACGUGUACACGGGUGGGAAGGGCUGCGUCAAGGUCUGGGACAUCAGCCACCCCGGCAACAAGAGCCCUGUCUCUCAGCUCGACUGUCUGAACAGGGAUAACUACAUCCGUUCCUGCAAAUUGCUCCCUGAUGGCUGCACUCUGAUAGUGGGAGGGGAAGCCAGUACCCUGUCCAUUUGGGACCUGGCGGCUCCCACCCCGCGCAUCAAGGCAGAGCUGACGUCCUCGGCCCCCGCCUGCUACGCCUUGGCCAUCAGCCCCGACUCCAAGGUCUGCUUCUCAUGCUGCAGCGACGGCAACAUCGCCGUGUGGGACCUGCACAACCAGACGCUGGUGAGGCAAUUCCAGGGCCACACAGACGGGGCCAGCUGUAUUGACAUUUCUAACGAUGGCACCAAGCUCUGGACGGGCGGCUUGGACAACACGGUCCGGUCCUGGGACCUGCGCGAAGGGCGGCAGCUGCAGCAGCACGACUUCACCUCCCAGAUAUUCUCCCUUGGUUAUUGCCCAACUGGGGAGUGGCUGGCCGUGGGCAUGGAGAGCAGCAACGUGGAAGUUCUCCACGUGAACAAACCUGACAAGUACCAGCUGCAUCUCCACGAGAGCUGUGUGCUAUCCCUGAAAUUUGCUUAUUGUGGUAAAUGGUUUGUGAGUACUGGAAAAGAUAACCUCCUCAAUGCUUGGCGGACCCCCUAUGGAGCUAGUAUAUUCCAGUCCAAAGAGUCCUCAUCCGUGCUCAGCUGUGACAUCUCUGUGGAUGAUAAGUACAUAGUCACUGGCUCAGGGGACAAGAAGGCUACAGUCUAUGAAGUCAUCUACUGAAAACAUUAUGUGGUUUAACGUUUAUAGUUGAAUUGGGCCAAAAUGUUUUGAAUUUGUAGAAAUAGAAAAGUUGUAACUUUAAAAACACAGAAACCUGUUUCCAAACCUUGACACAAAACUACUUUGCGUCUACAAAGAGGAGGCAGUGAGCACAUCAACAGAAGGUCACCUACCUACCUAGACCAAAUGGAGCACCGAGGCAAAGUGGACAGAGGGGUGAGGGUUGUGGGCUUGAGGAAUGGAGCCCGCUGACCCGGGCAGAGUCCAUCCUUUUCUUUCUGUGAGACCUGCCGAGAUUACCUUUCUGUUCCUUGCCGUUCCCCUCCUGUCUGUCCUUGGUAGAGCAGUGGUGUCUCCAAUGAACUUGUUUCCUCGUUUUGCAUCUUGUGAAAUGUUUUUUUGUAUUUUUGUUGAAGGUUAAACAUUUGUAUAAAUUGUAAAUAUAUUUGGUUUAUUACAGUAAAGGCUUUAGUACCAAUAA
Molecule: messenger RNA, 2887 nt
Organism: Eubalaena glacialis (North Atlantic right whale)
Lineage: Eukaryota; Metazoa; Chordata; Mammalia; Artiodactyla; Balaenidae
Product: transducin-like enhancer protein 1
Exons: 20
Coding region: 64-2406 (780 amino acids)
Biological process (GO): negative regulation of canonical Wnt signaling pathway; regulation of DNA-templated transcription
Cellular component (GO): nucleus; transcription regulator complex
Molecular function (GO): protein binding; transcription corepressor activity
Source: RefSeq, a predicted model, not a curated record